CUUCCCACGACAACGAGCGAUUUGAUGCUCCACGAUGAGCCAGCAGCACGGCAGCCGACUCAUGGCAGAAUAAACGAGCACGACGCCGCCCCUAUCGUUGUACCAGACUUCGUCGAGCCUCCGAGAUUGAGCUCAAUUCCAGCAAAGCCUCAUGCCAAAAUCACCACGGGCUUCACGGAAGCAGGAGACCCUCAUCUCGACCUCGGCCUCGCAUCGCUGCCUGGGAAAAGCGGCAUAGACCUCGUGCAAUGGCAGCGGACAGCUACAUGCCUCGCACCAAUCAACGAUGUAGCCGCGUGGGGAAGAGUAAUGGAAACAUUCAUUCGGCAGCCGGAAGUCAAUAGCUCGAAUAUCCUCCGGGCGGACAUUCUCCUCGAUGAGAGGAUAGACUCAGCUUCGUUGUCCCAAGCGAGUGGGUCGAUUGGCAACAUCCCUCGCGGGAUACCCACACGUCGCAUCCCUCGUUGGACACCCACACGUCGCAUUCUCCGCCGUCUUUUACCACGUAGGCCGACUGGGAAUCCCGAGCUUGAGCAGCUCUGCACCUUCUACGAGGAUCGUGGGCACGACGGCAAGGUGAAGGGCAGUCUAGUCGUCUAUACUCCGGUGAUCGGUCCAGAAUGUCUCGAUGGAUCGACCCCGCCUACGAGCGAAAGCCUACACGCCUGGCUAGCAGCGUCUCGUAGCCCCUCUGGCCAGGACGAGAUGCCAUUCUACCACCCUCCGCUGCUCGCCCUCGCCUUCGCCUACGUGGGCAGCGACAAGCGGGACAGCGGCGGGACAGGCGCUUCGCUGCCACACCUCAGCAUCUCCGUUGUCCCCUUUCCUUCCACGCAACCCUCGCCCCUAUCCGAACGUCUCCUUCGAAUUUCCACAACCCUCCUCACCACCCUCCAUCGGCACAUCUGGGGCCAAUCACACUCGUACAAGCCCCGCGCAACGCACGACCAGCUCGUCCCAAAAGCCCUCUUCCAAGACGUUUACCUCAACCUCAAACAUCGAUGGGGGGAGUACCUCGUGAGGGAGUGGAGGGAGAACACACCUGCCGAGAAGCAUGUGCAUGAAGAUCUGGGUGUCGCAGCUUGGUUGAUGUGCUUUUGGAAGGUGCGAGGCGUGGGCGCCGUGGCGGCCGGUGCCGAAGGAGGGGAGAUUGGCCUCAACGACCGCCCUUGGCUGAUCGACUCUGCCGCUUGGCCUCGUCCCCGCGGCGGCUUCGUAGACGUUGGAUGUGGGAACGGCUUGCUGGUCUGGCUGCUCAACAAUGAGGGCUAUGAGGGGUUCGGCUUUGAUCUGCGAGAGCGCAAGUCGUGGGAGCUGUUCGGGCAAACUGUAGCCGUUGAGCAGAAUUACGCUUCCUCGCCACGACCAGCAUCAGGACCAGCAGAUCUGCGCGUCCACACUCUCAAUGCUCUCGAGUCAAUCUGGAGGGGGUACACCCGCGACUCUUCCUCUUCACCGCUGCCGGAUCUCUUCCCCCAGCACUGCUUCCUCAUAGGCAACCACGCCGAUGAGCUCACGCCUCUCCUCCCCUUCCUCGCAUCCUACGCCGUCGGACCCUCCUGUGCUGGCAUGCUGAACAUCCCCUGCUGCAAGUGGAAGCUGGAUGGAACGAGGUUUACGGGCGGCAAGUUCAAGGAGGCGCUCGGCCUGACUGGCGACGAGGAUAAUAGGGCCAAAAGAGAGGUGAGGGACGAGAUGCAAGCUAUCGCGCUGGCUUACGUCUCGCACUUGCACCUCCUCGCUGGUUGGCACGUAGAGAAGGAAGCGUUGCGCAUCCCGAGCACGCGCAAUUGGGCCGUAGUCGGUGUCAAGCGGGUUGAUCAAGGAUGCCCGAGUAGCGACAGAUGGGCGCAAAGGGAUGGCAAAGUGAGAGAAAUGCUCGAUCAAGCGAGGGGAAAGUGGAAAGCAAGAGAGGAGGCAGCUACGGUCCGGCGAGAGCACAAUGGAUCGCCCGUGCCGCUUAUCCACGAAGGAGAGGACGAGCACAACGUCGACGAAGACAUCAUCGACGCCACUCCAGCAUGCUACGCCCCAUGA
Molecule: messenger RNA, 2037 nt
Organism: Jaminaea rosea
Lineage: Eukaryota; Fungi; Basidiomycota; Exobasidiomycetes; Microstromatales
Product: DUF1613-domain-containing protein
Exons: 3
Coding region: 25-2037 (670 amino acids)
Biological process (GO): tRNA methylation
Molecular function (GO): tRNA (uridine) methyltransferase activity
Source: RefSeq, a predicted model, not a curated record